AUGCCCUCUCGCACUGAAUCGCCUCUCCAAGUCGCCAUUAUUGGCGCCGGUCUCGGUGGCCUUGCUGCUGCUGUCGCACUUCGGCGUCAAGGUCACACCGUUACAGUCUAUGAAAGAUACGAUUUCGCCGGCGAGGUUGGGGCGUCGCUCAGCGCAGCGUCGAACGGAUCCCAGUUCCUAGAAGAAUGGGGUGUGGACAUCAAAGAAGCCAAGCCGGUUAUCUUGAAACAGCUCAUCAUGCAUAAUUGGGCUGAUGGUGCAGUGCAAAGCACUUACCCGCUUGGCGACUAUAAAUUUAAAUUUGGCACGGACUACAACAACUUCCAUCGUAUUGACAUUCACAAACAACUACUCAAGUCAGCUUUUGAAGAGCCUGGAGUCGGUCCCAAGUGUGAAUUGAAGGUGAAUUUCAAAGCCAUCGAUGUGAACGCCGAGGAUGGUCUCAUCCGGUUCGAGAAUGGUGCUGAAACAUCGGCCGAUAUUAUUGUGGCCGCUGAUGGUAUCAGGUCCUCGACACGGAACCAAAUCGGCAUAAUACCGGACGUCGAGAUGUCUACUUCGUGCUGCUACCGAUGCAUCAUUGGAGCAGACAAGCUGCGUACGCUUGGACUCGAAGAUUACAUCUCCAAUGAAGCAAUUGAAUACUGGGGCGGAUUUGGGAUUAACAAGAUUGUCAUGUCUCCCUGCAGCAAUGGCGAUGUCGUGAGCUGUUACUGCUUCUAUCCAGCAUCCCACAACAACGUACGCGAUGAUGGAUGGAACAUCAGUGCUACGCCACAGCAGCUGGUGGAUACAUUUCCCGAUCUGGAUCCUAGAAUGAAAACUUUGAUGCUGAAUGCCGAAGAUAUCAAAAUGUGGCGAUUGUAUAAGCAUCAGCCCUACCCGUACUGGGUGAAAGGCCAUGUUUGCCUGCUUGGAGAUUCCGCGCAUCCUAUGAUGCCUGAUCAAUCACAAGGCUCCUGCAUGGCCUUCGAAGAUGCUGGGGCUCUGGGUCUCGUUUUCCAUAAAGAUUUUCGUACACAAUAUGGGACACUCGAAGGUCUUACUCUGUACGAGAAGAUUCGCAAAGAGCGUGCGACUCGUGUACAGGAUGCGAGCUUCCGAGCUCGGGAAAAUCUCAAUGAGCGAAUUGGAUGGAGCUCAUCUACGGAUCGGCAAGGGAAAUUGACAAUCGAGGAAGUAUGUGGGUACAACAUGAGAGAGCAUCUUGACGAGUUAAUCGGAGAGCUAAAGGCAGCGAGUGUGUGA
Penicillium samsonianum is the source of this 1248-nucleotide messenger RNA. RefSeq lists its product as uncharacterized. Lineage: Eukaryota; Fungi; Ascomycota; Eurotiomycetes; Eurotiales; Aspergillaceae. Gene Ontology annotation, molecular function: monooxygenase activity; FAD binding. The transcript is spliced from 6 exons. The record is from RefSeq and is a predicted model, not a curated record. Bases 1 to 1248 code for a protein of 415 amino acids.